Molecule: messenger RNA, 1313 nt
Organism: Salvia miltiorrhiza (redroot sage)
Lineage: Eukaryota; Viridiplantae; Streptophyta; Magnoliopsida; Lamiales; Lamiaceae
Product: replication factor C subunit 2
Exons: 7
Coding region: 108-1100 (330 amino acids)
Biological process (GO): DNA repair; DNA-templated DNA replication
Cellular component (GO): nucleus; DNA replication factor C complex
Molecular function (GO): DNA binding; DNA clamp loader activity; ATP binding
Source: RefSeq, a predicted model, not a curated record
AAGAAAAAGAAAGGCGCCUAAAGAGAAAAAAGAAAGAGAGAAUUUAAGCACUCCCGCGUAGCGAGGGUUUUGGCUGGACUGAAGUUGGAAGGCUCUGCAAUCGGAGAAUGGCGUCUGCAUCUUCCUCGUCGGGGCCAGAGAUCCCAUGGGUCGAGAAGUUUCGCCCCACUAAGGUGUCGGAUAUCGUCGGCAAUCAUGAAGCCGUCGCCAGGCUCCAAGUCAUCGCUCGCGAUGGCAACAUGCCCAACCUUAUUUUGGCCGGUCCUCCUGGAACUGGUAAGACUACUAGCAUAUUGGCUCUUGCUCAUGAACUCCUAGGGCCAAAUUAUAGAGAGGCAGUAUUGGAGCUAAACGCAUCAGAUGAUAGAGGAAUUGAUGUUGUGAGAAACAAAAUAAAGAUGUUUGCCCAGAAGAAAGUUACAUUGCCCCCUGGAAGGCACAAGAUAAUAAUUUUGGAUGAAGCUGACAGCAUGACUUCAGGAGCUCAACAAGCUUUGAGGAGGACUAUGGAAAUAUAUUCUAAUUCUACACGUUUUGGGCUAGCUUGCAACACUUCAUCAAAGAUUAUUGAGCCUAUUCAGAGUCGGUGUGCUCUUGUUCGGUUUUCUAGAUUAUCUGAUCAAGAGAUCCUUGGACGUCUCAUGGUGGUGGUUGAAGCAGAAAAGGUACCUUAUGUUCCAGAAGGUCUUGAAGCAAUUAUUUUCACUGCUGAUGGUGAUAUGAGGCAAGCAUUGAACAACUUGCAAGCCACAAACAGUGGAUUUGGGUUUGUUAAUCAAGAAAAUGUUUUCAAGGUUUGUGAUCAGCCCCAUCCCUUGCAUGUCAAAAACAUGGUACGCCAAGUGAUUGAGGGGAAAUUUGAUGAUGCUUGUACUGGAUUGAAGCAGCUUUACGAUUUGGGUUAUUCACCAACUGAUAUCAUUACCACUCUAUUCCGAAUCAUAAAGAACUAUGAUAUGCCCGAGUAUUUGAAGUUAGAAUUUAUGAAGGAAACUGGAUUUGCUCACAUGAGGAUUUGUGAUGGAGUUGGCUCAUAUCUUCAAAUGUCUGGUUUGCUCGCGAAACUUGCAUUGGCCCGCGAAACAGCUAAAGCGGCUUAGUUAGCUGGCAAGUUGUUCUUAGCAACUUCUAUCUCAUCACUGUAGAUUUUUGGAUAUUCCUAUUUAUGGCAACACUUAUAUGCUCUCUUCUUAUGCAAGCUACGCUUUAGCAGAAGUAAAAUGUUAACCUUGUAGCGAGUGAGGACGAGGAGAGUUGUGUGGUUGCAACAUAUGCUGGAAAUAUGUUUUGAGAUGAGGAUAAUUUUCCCGAAA